Molecule: messenger RNA, 448 nt
Organism: Puma concolor (puma)
Lineage: Eukaryota; Metazoa; Chordata; Mammalia; Carnivora; Felidae
Gene: SMIM3
Product: small integral membrane protein 3
Source: RefSeq, a predicted model, not a curated record
CACUGAUGGUCAAGGCCUGCGCUCCCGUGUUUCAGAGAGAGACGGAAGAGCGCUCGACUGCUGAAUUUAAAGCCGGGUGCCAAGAGUGAAGCAGCAUGGAUGCCGUCAGCCAGGUCCCCAUGGAGGCUGUGCUCCCCAAGCACAUCCUGGAUAUCUGGGUCAUUGUCCUCAUCAUCCUGGCCACCAUUGUCAUCAUGACCUCUUUGUUACUGUGCCCGGCCACUGCGGUCAUUAUCUAUCGCAUGCGGACUCAUCCUGUCCUCAAUGGGGCUGUGUGAGAACCUCCCAAGAGGGGCAGUGAGGGAUGGGGAUGGUGUCCCCUCCCCCAGCCUCUUUCCUUCUCAGAAAAGCGACGGGACGGGCUUUGCUGUGUGGACUCAGGAGCUUGAUAUGAGAGAGGAGAUCCGAGUUCUUGUUUGGAUUUUGCCACUGGCCAGCUGUGUGAGUU